AUAUCUUUUUGUUUCUUGUUUUAGGAUAGUGAACGCCUUGUACGCCGUAUGAAAUUGCUAACUUUUAGACUAUCUAUGUUCGUCGAAUAAUGCACGAAAACAGAUUUUUAUGGGUGGACAUCGCAUAUGAUAUUGUGGCUAACUUGCUAAUUGUUAGCUACCGUGUGGGAUCUGUCCUGGCAGUGGCUUCCUCUACCCAGAGUGUUUGUGGUAUGGCAGCAGUUUGGCAGCAGGUUUUGGCAGUGGACGCAAGGUACAAUGCAUACCGCACGCCUACGUUCCCACAGUUCCGAACUCAGUACAUCCGCCGACGCAGCCAGCUGCUCAGAGAGAACGCCAAGUGUGGCUUUGAGCCAGGGCUGCGCAGGCAGUACCUGAGGCUGCGUAGUCAGCUGCUGGCCCUGCGCUACGGGCCCCUGUCUGAGCAGAGCAGCUUCAGGGCCAGCAGUGUGCGCAGCUCCCGCACCACACUGGACCGUAUGGAGGACUUUGAGGAGGACCCCCGUGCCCAAGGGGUUCGUGGUCACCGCCGGUCUGUCAGCAGAGGCUCCUACCAGCUACAGGCACAGAUGAACAGAGCAGUCUAUGAUGAGAGGCCUCCGGGCAGUUUGGUGCCCACCUCGGUGGCGGAGGCCAGUCGUGCCAUGGCAGGGGACACAACCUUGAGUGAAAAUUAUGCUUUUGCUGGCAUGCACCACAUAUUUGACCAGCAUGUGGACUCUGCUGUUCCACGGCUGCAGUUUGCCAAUGAUGAUAAGCACCUCCUUGCCUGCUGCUCACUGGAUGGUACCCUGUCCAUCAUGGCAUUGUCUCCGCGUCCUCCCAGUGUGAAGGUGACCCUGAAAGGUCACGUGGGUCCUGUCACAGACUUUGCUUGGUCUCUCAGCAAUGACAUCAUUGUGUCGACAUCACUGGAUGGGACUCUGCGUAUCUGGAACACAGAGGAUGGUCGUUGCAUCCGAGAGGUCAGAGACCCAGAAUCCAGCGAGUUGCUCUGCUGCACUUUCCAGCCCAUGAAUAACAAUCUUACUGUGGUGGGAAACAGCAAGCACCACCUGCAGGUGGUGAACAUCUCCACUGGAAAGAAGGUGAAGGGGGGCUCCAGUAAGCUGACAGGCCGCGUGCUGUCUCUGUCCUUUGAUGCUCCGGGGAGGAUCCUUUGGGCUGGUGAUGACAGGGGGAGCAUCUUCUCCUUCCUGUUUGACAUGGCUACAGGGAAGCUGACCAAAGCCAAGCGUCUGGUUGUGAGUGAAGGCAGCUCUAUCUGCAGCAUAUCUGCCAGGUCGUGGAUUAGCAGAGAGGCCAGAGACCCCUCCCUUCUGGUCAACGCCUGUGUCAAUAAGCUGCUGCUGUACAGGGUGGUGGACAACGAGGGCACACUACAGCUGAAGAGAAGCUUCCCUAUCCAGCAUGGAUCCCAGCUUGUUCACAGCAUCUUCUGCCCCCUCAUGUCUUUCAGACAGGGGGCCUGUGUGGUGACUGGCAGUGAGGACGCUUGUGUCUAUUUCUUUGAUGUUGAACGCAACACCAAGGCUAUAGUGAACAAGCUGCAGGGUCAUGGGGGACCAGUGCUGGAUGUCAGCUUCAACUGUGAUGAAAGUUUACUGGCAUCUGCUGAUUCCACUGGCAUGGUCAUCAUCUGGAGGCGGGAGCAGAAAAAUGUCAGGUGGCCUCUGGAAAUCCUCUUGGGACUCUUUAAGGGGUCCUGACCCCCAACUUGGGAGCCACUGAGACAGAUUGGAGUCACACCUUCAUGCACUUACAUAUGUAGAAACCUCUAUUUUCUGGGUCUAGACAAGCUAUAAAGAUGAUAGAUUAGCAUUGCACUGUCAGGCUAAUGUAGUGUAUCAUGGGACUGCAAGACAUUAGUCUCUCAUUGCCAUCUCCACACUGUCUGCAGCAUCUCAGUGUAGGAUAAAGAAAGGAAUACAUAAUCAACUACAGCAUUGUGGCAUCAGGCUGAAACGAAGUGACAGGUAGCAGGAACACAAGCUAUGAUUUAUCAACAAAUGCAGUGCGUUCAGACUUUACUGUUUUCCUCUCAAGGAUGAUGAGGAUAUUUGUGAUGUAUAAAUGUGGCUGUGUAGGAGUGAAAGCACAAAGAAUGCUGUCUGGGAAGGUCAGGACAUGUUUGUUUGAAACGGGCAGAUUUAAAAAAGGAAAAAAAAAAUUACAAGACAGCAACACAAAACAUCUCCUAUUUGAACCAGACAGGACAAUGCAACGAGGCCUCUGCACAGCUCUGCAUCUUCCGAAUGUACAGCAGAGGCUAAGUGUUCACAGAUGAGGAAGACAGCUUUUGUUGUUAUGUAUCUUGGAGAGAAGUGGGAAGAAAACUAAAAAUAAGCACUACAGAUGAAUCUUCAACAUCAGUUCAGAGGAGACAGAGAGGCCCAGUCAGAUAGAACCUGUUCAACCUCGUCUAUUUAGAGGAUCCUCACACAGUUGAUGCUGCUCACUAUGGAAACGCACUUAGGGUAUAAAUAAAAACAAUAGAAAUUAUCUCUCUUUCAGAUUCAAAAUAUUAGCUAAUUGCUUAUUGAGAGAAUACACAAUCAUAUGAUGGCUGGAUUUCAAUAAGGCCCUAAUUAAGAGCGAGAAAUGUUUUUUACUCGCCACCCUUUCUAUUUUAGUGUAUAAAUGUCAGAAGCAUUAUUACGGCUCUGUUGCUGUACAUGUGGAAUCGGUAUGAUUUGUUUUACCACAGGAGAGAAAAAGAUCAGUACACAUUUUUAUCUAUGCGCUCUAUAUUCCUUUUCACGCUGAGCAGUUAGGCCAUAGCAGGCUAUAUAAUGCUCUGUUAUCAGCAGUGUUAUUUGAGAUUUGGUUUUAAAUUUCAUUGUUUCAAUCCAAACACAUGCAGAAUGAACUGUUGUUUAUCCAGAUAGUUUACUGUAAGCCUGCUGUAUGUGAACUCUAAAGAAACAAAAUGUGCUUUUCUGGUCUUCCGAGGGACUGGAUCCCACCUUAAACCCUCAGUUUGCACAGAAGAUGCCACGGUUGGAAAGUCUGGUACAGUGGAGCGGUUAUUUGGAUUUAUGUGACUUUUAUAGUCCCCACUUCUGAAUUUUGGGGUGUAUUACAUUUUUUCCCCUAGAAUAUGUAUUACAUAGUGAUAAAAACAAAAAUCACAUAGUCAGGGCUCUGCUUUAAGCAUCAUAUCAAACAAGUGUUUUAAAUGUACAGAUAA
Messenger RNA from Monopterus albus (swamp eel), 3190 nucleotides. RefSeq names its product WD repeat domain 13 (gene wdr13). NCBI's taxonomy places the organism in Eukaryota, Metazoa, Chordata, Actinopteri, Synbranchiformes, Synbranchidae. The record is from RefSeq and is a predicted model, not a curated record. The transcript is spliced from 11 exons. Gene Ontology annotation, cellular component: nucleus. Gene Ontology annotation, molecular function: promoter-specific chromatin binding; protein binding. Bases 90 to 1709 code for a protein of 539 amino acids.